AUGGUAAGCACAAUACAGGUCAUAAGGAAGAAGGCCAAAAGCGGUAAAGUGGCAGAUCCAUUAGCCAAACAGAAAUUAGUUUGGACUAUUGGUCAUUUCUUAACAAUUACAUGUGGUCUAAUAUUCUCAAUAACAUAUUUCUUCCAUGUGCUAAUCUUUUUCAAGUAUCGUUCAUGGAAGUGGUUGUUCCUUAGAGUCAAUAAGAAUUAUGUAUUUUUCACAGGAGCAAAAUGGUAUAAUAAAUUAUUAAAAUGGACACCUCAAAUCUUGUACAGAUUUGCUUUGAUUGGUGUCAUAAUGGCUAAUGGUAUUACAAUGUAUCAAAAUUGGUCUCAUUUAAACCCAACUUGGUUUGAUCUUUUAGCUGCAGAGAAUUUCCAAAGUUUAGCUAUUGCUGGCUUGUGGUUAAUUGGUGGUGGUAAAUCAUUUUAUAGAUUAUUACCAUUUAUGAUAUUAAGUUAUAUGCAUUUGACCAACAGAAAACAUGAAUUUACUUCUGAUGAUAAGAAGAUCGAUGAGCAAAAAAGUAUUGAUAAUAAACAUUUAUUACAUAUUGUAGCAUACUCCGAAAUUAUUGUCAUUAUGGCCUUAAUUCUAGAUACAUUAUUAAUGAAGAAUGGAUCUGCUGGAUUUUUGUUAGUAGCAUAUAGUAGUAUCUAUUGGUUACGUUUAAAUUUUUCUUCAUAUGCUCAAGUUACAGUUUUAAGAAUUCUUGAUAAAUUUGGUAAACAUGUACCAGCUAAAUAUAGAGAAAAAUGGGAUAGUAUCAGAAAUUUUCUAUAUGGUAAGAUUAAAGAACGUUCAGAUCGUAGAAAGAAAGUACUACGUAAAUGA
This is a messenger RNA of Maudiozyma saulgeensis, 834 nucleotides long. The record is from the annotation of a GenBank genome assembly. NCBI's taxonomy places the organism in Eukaryota, Fungi, Ascomycota, Saccharomycetes, Saccharomycetales, Saccharomycetaceae.